GAUGUAAUUGACAUUUAAGGGUACACACACCCCAGAACUGAUGAACCUUCACACACGAUAAGGUAAAUUCACUGUAGCUGACGCGCCAUUUUAAUGUUAUAAAUUUGUACAAGCUAAAGUCAUUUACAUUUUAUGUCGUCAAGGUCGGUACUCCAUCGUACACGAUACUUGACCUUCUGUGAUGUAAACAGGUCGUGCCGAUGUGAGAAUUUUUGCUGAAAUCAUCAGUUUUAAACAAAUUUGUUCUGUUUUCCCCUGUCUUGUCUAUGGAUAACGAUAACCAUCAUGCAGAAGGAAGUCUAGCUAGCUAGGGAAUAGAUCUCAUUUUUUUAACUUUUUUUUUACUUUUUACAUAUAUUAUUUAUUUGACACUGACUUUUCGUGACUGUUCUAGCUAGCUAGAGUAACAAGUUUUGAGAAACCCUCAACAAUAGCAGCUCUAGCUAGGCUGUUAGAGCUCUUUUGCUAGCUAGCUAGCUAGUGGCUAACCUUGAAGCAGAAAUCAUGCCCAUGCUUCAGGUAGUUUUUACAGAACAGCAUAAAAUAUAUAUUAAGCACUAUUUUUAAUCAUAACGGUUAGCAAACAAUAUAAAUGGAAAAAUAUAUUGUAAACAAAUAAAAUAUUUAGAGAAGUGUUUUCAAAACUGUUGUUUCUGUCAACUGUUGCUAUAAAAGCAAAAAGAAGUGGAAAAAAAUCAUUGUAAAUAUUCUUAAGAUAUUUUUCUUUUUGGCAUAGAUUUGAAAUGGAAAAAAUAAUAAAACCUGAAAGUGCAAACUAAAAGAGAAAUGGCAAAGGAUGAUGUCACUGCUGUUGUUGGGGAAACAUUGGCAGUUUUAUCAAAGAUUGUAAACAAAUUUGAUGAUGGUGGCCUCAGUGAAGAAGAUCAAGAUGUUGCAUUAGAAUGCUUUGUAAAAUUGUUUGCAAAAGUGGAACUGAGUGACCACAUGGGUAUUCUGUCCUUUGCAGUUGGACUGUUAGUAAUUCGUCCAACUGGAGAAUCCCUACCUAUUCAGUGUAAAAUAUGUUUGGCACUUUGCAAGUUGAUAAAAGGUAAUGAGCCCAGUGUAAAAGUAAAAUAUGGGAAGUGGAAAGAAAUUAUUACAAACGAAUUGGUUAGUGAAACUAUAAACAUCUUCAAAACAGUUGAAUCAAUGUUGAAGAUACAGACACCAAACAUCUCCAUCAGCAACAAGAAGGUAUCAUCCUGUGUGACACUUCUAGCAACAAUACUAGACAGCAAUGCAUAUGUGAAGAAAGCGUUUAAUGAAAAUUUAGGUGUUGCAAGACUAAGAACAUGUCUAUCGUUGCACCAAAAUAUGAAUGAAGAAGUUGCUAACUCACUACUGGAACUGCUCACAGUAUCUAAUAACAAGGACACAGAAAUUAGUCAGAGAGUUAUAACACUUCAUGAACUGGUUGUUGUUAUUAUAAUGUUGAUUCCUCAUUUUGAUGAUAUUGGCCAGAGAAAAAUUUGUGAAACCAUCCGAGUGAUGUGUGCUACAAACUUACAGAAUCGUCUGAUCUGCUGCAGCUUAAAACUUAUAUCAACUCUUCUUGAACUUCUUGAACAUAAGGGUGAAAUUAUACCAAGUAGUAAUAAAGAUUGUUUAAUCAGCACAAUGGAGAUACUUGGUUGUUUAUCUAUUUCUUCUGAGGAGUUGAAACUUCUGAUCAGUUUGUUUCAGAAGGAAAGUGAUGACAAGAAAAAGUUUAGCCAUGGCAAUCGAUUGGUUCAAUCCCUCGAAAGGAUGGCGUCACAGAAUGCACAGCAUCAUAGUCAAUAUCAGCCGCAAUACUUUAUUGACUUCUACAAUAUAUAUCGAGCUUCUUAUAUUAAGUCCCCUACGAUUGAACGAUGGAAUGGUAAAGGUAUAACAGUACACACAUGGAUUUGUCUGGAUUUUACGCUACCAAAUGCAGUUGAUGUUAGACAAUGUAAAGUGAGGCAUAUGUUAUUUUGCUUUCUGAAUGCACGUGGUGAAGGCUUUGAGGCAUUUUUUACUGAAGAUGGCUUUCUUGUACUGGCUUCACAUACUAAAAAAGAAUAUUUGACAACAACUGUGACAUCGUCUCCAUUUAAUGAUCAGGAAUGGCAUGGUUUGUCAAUUGUUUACACAAAGAAACUCUUAGGCAAGGCAACAGUAGCUGUAUAUGUUGAUGGGCAGGAAAUACAUUUUGCUCCAUUACAAUUUCCUACAUUGAAUAAGGAAAUCACUCAUUCUUACAUUGGUUAUGGUGUCAAGUCAGACUCCAGGUUUAAUUCAGAAAUACAUCCACCUUCUAGUCCAACAAGAGUUAUGAAAGAUAUUGUUUUCCCAGACUGCAUUGUUACUGGUCAGCAGAAUCAAACAUGGGGAAUACCUUCAAGCUUAAAGGGACAGUUGUCCUCAUUUAUCUUAUUUAACGAGUCAUUGUCAACAGAUAAAGUCAGGGAAAUAGCAUUAUCUGGACCCAAUAAUUCACAUUUAUUUACUUCCAAAGAUGUUCUGGUGGAAUCACCAGUUACUGAUACAGCUGGUCUGUUAUCAAGUGUUGUAUUUUACUUUAAUGCCAAGGCAUCUGUGGAGGAUGAAAUUAUGGAUUUGAGUACAGCUCACAAAGAUAAGAUUGUAACCCCAAAAAAUUUAAGAGGUACCAUAUAUCACGUAUGGAGUAUCCAGGAAUCCAUUCAAUCACUUGGUGGUUUAUCAGUGUUGUUUCCAUUACUUGAACAAACAUGUUUUAAGUCAGUUAAAAAGUCAAAAACAGACUAUAGUAUUCUUGACCUAGCUGAUGAAGCUGUCGCACCUGAUGCUGUGUCAAACAAUAGAGAUCAUCUAGGAAGUUUAUCGGAAUCAGUAGAGACUAAUGAACCUCUGGAACCAAUUGCAAAUGUGCCGUGCAAUAAAGCCAAUACCAGUAAAAAUCCUCAAACAUCUGUAGACUUUCAAAUGGGUUUAAAUGACACAUAUGAUCAGGAGCUAAUAAAUGGUAAAAACAUUGAGAAAGAACUGGAUGAAAUAGAUGGUAAAAAAGUGCCUGUAUUAUCCGAUCUCCCUGUAUUGUAUUCACCAAGACAUGAUAUCAACUUGCAUGUGGAUCCAAUGAAUUGGACAUCCGAACUUGAUCAUGAACUUGGUGCUGUUGCAGUCACUAGUGAAAACGAUGUGAACGAUGCUGGCUCGAAAAAUACUUUUCAAAGAUCUUAUAGCAAUUCAUCCCAGAAUAUUAGGAAAAAGGCUGGAAGCUUUGUUCUGCUUGGUUCGCCGCCACCAAGCUCGAAAAGCUCAAUAUCAUUGGAAUGGACAUUACUUGAUCCAAAAGUACCACGUACUCGUUCUGAAACGUUUAAGUGUUGGGCUAAACAAGACAAUCACGAUUUGAAUGGUGUUGCACACUUCAUCUCACUCAUUCGAUACAUGAUAGGAAGUCGUAAACAAAUUCAGGACAUGACACUAGAUCUACAAGGCAUAAAAGUAAUAGGUCUGUUAUUGCAGGAAUGUGAUCCAGGGUUGAUGAACAUUGGAUUUCUUGACUCUGUAGCACAACUGGUUGAAAGUUUACUUGGUGUUAAAGAUGAAUUGUUAGAAGCAGUUUAUAAAUUUAUCUUAUUUGAUUUUAAAAUUUGGUGUGAUGCAGACAUAUCCGUACAAAUUGCACAUACACAAUUAUUGCAUACGUAUAUUAAGAAUGAACCAUUGUAUUUCAGUUCUCUGUUUGGGAUUGAUUAUUUUAUUCGUGUUAUUGAAGAAUGUUAUUGUGAUAAAGAACUACAGACAAAGAAGAAGGUACAAUUGACAGAAUCUGAAGAGAGAGAUUUACGCAAUGCCUUGUUAGGACUUAUUUUUUAUCUACUUAAAUUGACGCCAACAAAGAACAACAUGGACUUUAUCAUCAGUUACAUGGCCAGUGUUUCCAAACAUGAGCAUUUGGAUGAAAUCUUAGAUUUUAUGGAAAGUAUAUUAAAGACUGGUGCUAAUUCUGCUUUAGAAACUCAGCUUGCUGAUUCUUGUUCAUACAUUUUGUAUCGAUGGCUUGUAUAUGACAUACCGAAUAAAACACGCAUUAAAAUCUUGGUAAUAAUACAACACAUGUUACAGCAUGGUAACAUUACAGAUGCGCUGCAUAAGAAGUUAAUGCUCAAACCAGAUCUAUUUCCAUCUGUUGGCGAGCUUUUGUGCAAACAAGACAUAUCACGAGAUGUUGUUGUCCACCUGAUGAAACUUGCUAUUUCUGUUGAACGGAGUGCUGAAGCAAGAACGGAUAUUUAUAAAGACUUCUCCAUUGUCUUAUCUGUUGUGAGGGUUUCACAUGUUUUGCCGAGACCAGUCAAGUUAGAAAUUGCUAUUAAGAUUCGCCAUUCUUUAAAGCUAUCCAGUCAAAGUGCACACCACUGUGCAGACGAGUUGGGAUGGUACGAACCCAUUUGGAAACUUAUUUUGAAAGAAAACAACUCACCGACUGAUAUGGAUGUUAUGGAAGCUGAACUUGUUCAAGUUGUAAUCGAAAUAAUUCAUAUAGUUAUGUGGCGUGGUAUAGACGGGUCAGACACUACGACCUGGAGGAAACGAUCAGAGCCCUUGUGUUCUCUUCAUUUUAUGUCCUCAAGAAAUACAUUUCUUUUACCUGUUUUGGUAAUUGAACGCCAGUUAUAUGAAAUGUGUUUGGAAGCAUCAGCGCAGGCAUUGACAGAGUCAAUGCAACCGUAUGCAGUUGAUUCUCAAAACGCUGUACAAAUUUUAAAGCUUAUUGAGGUGUUCUUGGGCAGCACAGAAAUUUCUGCAGUAGAAUCACAAAAAUGGAGCACAAAGUUGCUAAACAACAUUUUCACACUACUGGAUGCGAUGAAUGCAUGGGAUGAUAGCACUGAGGGAGGUUGUGAAUGGGUGGAAGUGUUACAAAUUGUGGAACGGAUCUUGUAUCAAUGCUGCAUGCAAACUAAUAAAGAUCUUGUCGAAACUGCAAACUACAAAUUAGUGCAACUUCUGCACAAACGAGUCGUCGUUCAAAAAGAAGAAGCCAGCUAUCAAAUAUAUCACAUAAAUACUGUUAUAACAUGGUUCAACAAGCUAGGUAUCAGUUAUGAAAAUCUUCUACUAGUUUUGUUACAACGGUUUGAAAAAUUCGGUGCGUUCUUCUUUGAAGAAGGUUAUUUGCAGAAUCUCCCACCAAUGAAGCCGAGCGUGUUUAAGAAAGAUUUUGUAGACUACAUGAAAGAUGAUGAAUUUCAAAAUUUUCUUGAAGCUCUCAAAUUAAUUGCAAUGAAGUUUGAAUAUGAUAACUUUUCAGAUUCUCCAUUGUCUGUUGACAGACUAUGGAUGGAUUCCCUGAGUGCAAUGACGUCAGCAACACAAAACAGACAAAUGCUACUUGAGGAAUCUCUUCAUAAUUUCAGUCGAACAAUAUACUAUGAUUUCGAUGAGAAACGUAACGAAGAGUUGAAACAGCUUGAUGACUAUAAGCGAACUUGUCGACAGAGAAAUGGCCUCACUAAAAAAUCAUGGACCUACCAAAAACGAUUCUUGAAAAGCGAAAGGGGUGCGUGGGGUUGCAGGAAACAUCCAGAUGUCCACUGGAGACUAUCGAAUACUGAAAAUCGUUACCGCAUGAGAUUAAAACUUACCGAAAAUUUAAAAUACAAUUCUCACGUUGAUGCAGCUCGAAAUCGUGACGUAACAAACGCCCCUGACGUCCUGAGAAAUGAAGAGAAUCUUGUCAGUCUCCCGCUCUCGAUAGAUUCUGAAGAAAACGUUGUUAGUGAUGAUGAAGAGAAGUUAGUUUCUCCGAACAACGAAGAAGAUGAAGAAGAAACUGAACAAGCGAGUCAUCUAUACGACUUUGACGGCGUAUUUGACGGCACGACUGGUUCAUGUAUCCAUUUUUCGCAAUGUCGUCUGGUCACUUUAAUGGAUGUUGUGUAUGGUCGCAUCGAAUUGACAGCCUCGCAUGUUUGUUUCUAUGAUGAAGAUGAAGCGACAACAGAUGCACCAUUCGAUUUUCGUUUCUCUCUCGAAGAACUUCGCGAAAUAUACAGUCGAAGGUACAACUUACGAAAGACUGCAGUGGAGUUCUUUCUUUUGGACCGUUCAAGUUAUUUUAUCAACUUUUUGACUGAAAAGGAUAAAGAAGUAUUUUACCGAAAAUUGACAGCGCGAAAACCUAAGAACCUUUACUACAGCGGUAUUCAAAAUCCUGCCAAACUACUUCGAGUUUCAAAGUUGACGAACAAGUGGGUAGAUCGAGAAAUUUCUAAUUUUGAAUAUUUAAUGCAACUUAAUACAAUAUCCGGACGAACAUACAAUGACUUGGCACAGUAUCCGGUCUUUCCAUGGAUAUUAAUUGACUAUACUUCAGACAGCAUUGAUUUAAGUGAUGAAUCCAUCUACCGUGAUUUGUCAAAACCAGUUGGUGCGCUCAAUGAACAAAAAGCGAAAGAAAUAAAAAACAGAUACGACACAUUUGUUGAUGUGAGCGGUUUGACGCAGAAAUCGCACUAUUUCACUCAUUACUCCAAUCCAGGUGGUGUGUUACAUUACAUGGUGCGGGUGGAACCUUUCACCAGCUUACACGUACGCUUACAAGGCGGAAAAUUCGAUUGUGCUGAUCGCCAAUUUUACUCGAUUGCAAAAGCAUGGCGGACUAUUGAAAGUGGAAGUGACGUAAAGGAGUUGAUACCCGAGUUCUUCUUCUUCCCUGAAUGUUUUACUAACAUGAAUGCUUUCAAUUUCGGUUGUUUACAGCGAAAUGGUGAACGCGUAGAUGAUGUGGUGUUACCGCCGUGGGCAAAAGAUCCGUACGAUUUCAUCAACAUUCAUCGUCAGGCUUUAGAAUCUGAAUAUGUGUCUGCAAAUUUACAUCAUUGGAUAGAUUUGAUUUUUGGUUACAAACAGCGUGGAAAGGAGGCUGAGAAGGCGUUAAAUGUGUUCAGUCAUUACACAUACGAAGGUGCAGUUGACCUAGACAAAAUCGAAGAUCCUGUUUUAAGGGAGGCUACCGAAGGAAUGAUCAAUAAUUUCGGACAAACUCCAACACAACUGUUGAAGAAAGCUCAUCCUAGAAGAAAGACGCUCCAAGAACUUGAUUCAUUGAAACCAAAAGUUUUUAAUAAUAUUGAAUCCUCAACAUUUUCCCUGAUAGAAAUUAAUAACGCCUACAUGAGUACGCCCACUAUAUUUAUCGCUGCAUGUAAACCCCGUCCGAAGUCAAUACUCUAUCAAGCUGUUCCAGAUUCUCUGGUGACGGUACAUUUGAAUGGUUUAGUUGGUAUACACGCAUGGUUGCCCUUUGCUGACACCAAAACCAAUUCGUUCUCAUUUACCAUGGAUGUAUUGCUUGCUUCUCCUUCAAGUCAUGCGCAAAGAGCGUUACCGGGUGCGAUCUCACAAUCGGUGGAGUUGUCGUCCAAACUGUUCGCGUUUACAUCUGAUGGUCAUCUUAUGUUAUCAUGUGGCUAUUGGGACAACAGUAUUCGGCUGGUGAACACUGACCGUGGAAGGGAUAAGCUGAAAGCUUGCGUGUGCCACCAUAACGAUGUCGUCACUUGUAUUUGUCUCGACGUCGAUGGUUCCCAUCUCAUAUCCGGUUCUGCCGACCUGACCUGUGCUGUUUGGAAGAUCGAGCAAAACAAUGGAUUUUCUGCUUCCCUAUCUAAAAAACCAGUCCAAACGUUAUACGGCCAUGAUUCGUGUAUUACUGCUGUUGCAAUGUAUGGAGAUCUGGAUCUAGCGGUCAGCGGAGACAUGGAUGGGACAUGUUUGGUGCACACCAUACGUCGUGGUAUUUUCACAUUUGCAUUAAAUCCAACACAUCCAAAAUUAGAUGGCAUGGGUUGUUGUGUGAUUCAGGUUAAAUUAUCUGAACAAGGAAGAAUUGUAGUACUUUCCAAUGUUAAACAUGUAGAUACGCCGCAUCAUUUCUUCUCAGUGUACAGUGUAAAUGGAGCUUUACUCGCCAACGUAAAUUUAGGACAAGUUGUUCUUGAUAUGUGUAUCGUGAAAGAUUAUUUGAUCACUGGAAGCAUGAGUGGUAUAUUGCAAAUUAGACAUGUGAAUGACCUCAGCACCACAGUUUUGUCGAAGAACGUGAGAUCCCCAAUUUUUACGGUAGCCGGUACUCAUAAUGGCAGUCAUAUUUUUAUUGGUCGAGGUGAUGGAAACAUUUUGGUUAUGUGCCCUUCCAAGAUAUAGUUAUAAGAAAAAUCGCUGGAACGAUUUAAACAAAAUACGAAAAUUUUCAGCCGCAACAAAAAUACAUAAAAUAACAUUUAAGUAGACUGUAAAAUUUUAUCCUACAUGUACAUUUAUUGGUUUGGUGGUAGAAAACUAAUUUUAAUUUAAACUUAAAAUAUUUUUAAGCAACAAUGGAAAUAAUACAUGCUAUCCUUACUACCGUAAUACACCAACUGCGCCUUAAAUGCGUCCCUUGAGUGCGCGCUUAUAUUACAAAAAACCCUGCAAAUUAGCAAUACAAGCGCUAAAUCAAAAAUAUUUUUCCACUGAGGUAAAAUAUAACGGUCGUUCCUGUGAACAGGCUCUCCUUGGAAUAUGUUCCCGCCCUAAUAUUUAUAAUGUCUCUGCGCGCUGCACUAACGGUGCAUUACGGUAAUGCAAGUCAACAGACUAUGCUUUUUUUAUUUACUGCUCUAUGAUUUCUUUAAAACAUUUAUAUAUUUUGAUACUUUUUCAUUAAAUAUUAAUUUAAAAUUUUUGAGAAUUCUUUUAGACAGUGACUGUGUACAUAUCCAUACUGUCGUUUUUGAACGUACCUUAUUUGUACUAUCGCGGAAAAAAACACUUAGUUCUGUUUCUUGAAAAAGUGCAUCCUUCCGCUUAUUAAAUAUAUCGCCUUUUACGCGUAAUUUCUGUAGUAACGAACUUUUUGGGCGAACGCGCGAAAAUUAAUACGCGCGAUAGUUAGUACGAAUAAGGUAUAAACAUACUAUUGCGUACUUUCAAAAUGAAUGUCUAACUUGAUUUGAUUCUGUAGAGUUCUAUUCAAGUUUGCGAAAUGUAUUUAAAAUAAAACGAGACUUCUGUGGUGUAAAAACACUUGUAAGUAAAUCUAAUUUUAUAAGAAAUUUAAAUAGAGAAAUAUUUUCAUGUUUCUA
Molecule: messenger RNA, 9086 nt
Organism: Hydractinia symbiolongicarpus
Lineage: Eukaryota; Metazoa; Cnidaria; Hydrozoa; Anthoathecata; Hydractiniidae
Product: neurobeachin-like protein 2
Exons: 41
Coding region: 787-8166 (2459 amino acids)
Biological process (GO): intracellular protein localization
Cellular component (GO): cytosol; membrane
Molecular function (GO): protein kinase binding
Source: RefSeq, a predicted model, not a curated record